Molecule: messenger RNA, 1515 nt
Organism: Peronospora farinosa
Lineage: Eukaryota; Oomycota; Peronosporomycetes; Peronosporales; Peronosporaceae
Source: the annotation of a GenBank genome assembly
AUGCUCAUUUGGAGCAUUUUCCUGGUAUUUUGUGCUCUGUAUGACGCUACAGCGACUUUUAAGCAGAGGAUCGAUGCAUAUGAGCUGCAUCUGUAUCAUAGACAGACACGUACGCAGCGACGGUCACGAAUGGGACCUACAAGAGCCUCCGAUAAGACGCGUGCAGAGGCUUUGGCUAAUACUGCAAAAGUUGUGGAGAAGGUCAAUGCAGAGUAUGAAGCAGGCACGAAAAGCUACUUUUUGGGCUACAAUGAGCUGAGUGACUUGACGGACGAGCAGUAUCAAGCUUUUCUGGGCUCGAGACCGGACAAGAAAUCAUUUAGAAGGAAGCAGGAGAGGAAGAAGAAGAACCAGUUGAUAAAAGGGAAGAGAGGAGAAGAGGUGACUAGUAGCUUUGAUCUGGAGACUGGAUCACGUGAAAAGAAGGAUGAGCAUACGAGUCGUGAAGUUCCAAUGGAAUGGGACUGGACGACGAAGGAUGGAGGGAAAUAUAUGACACCCAUCAAGAAUCAAGGGACAUGUGGAAGUUGCUGGGCAUUUGCGGGUGUAUCCGUGCUGGAAUCAAGGUUUGCUAUUGAACAUCAGGUACAGGCAUCGGUACUGAGUGUAGAGCAAGUAUUGAGCUGCUCGGCACCACUGGAUCAUAUUCAAAGCAAAUUUGACGACAACAUGAUUAGCUCGUCGAAAGGAUGCGCAGGUGGAAUGCCAUUCCUCACGUACGCAUAUCUGAACUUUGUGAAACCUCACGGAAUCUCGUGCGAGAAUACGUAUCCGUACGUGAUGGCAACGAACGAGACUGAAACACAGUGUCAUCCGUUGAAUACGACUGACGUAGCUGUGGCCUGGAAAAAGAAUGUGUCGGAUUACAAGGUCGUUGCUGUGAAUGAGCAGGCACUACUUCGAGCGGUGACACUCGGACCUGUCACGGCCAACAUGGACGCCACAGGAGACGGGUUUCGUCAUUAUGCAGGUGGGAUUUACGACGCUCAAGACUGUCGUAGCGAUGGAGAUGAAGUCAACCACGCUGUAGUGGUUGUGGGCUUUGGACAGAGUGACACUGGUGAACAGUUUUGGAUAAUCCGUAAUACGUGGGGUACGAUGUGGGGCGAGGACGGCUACAUGCGCAUAGCUCGCGGUAGUAACGUCAGUGAAUACGGGCCGUGCAAUCUCUACCUUUACGCAGACUAUCCAGUAAACCUUACGGUUGGUUUCAAUUCAACCAGUGGUGAACCUGCAUGCGUUGUGUCGAAACUCAUUUCCGAACCUCUGCAGCUCAUGAAGUUGAUUGGCCUUUCAGGUAACCAGAUUGCAUUGCUAGUGCUAUCCACCCUUCUAAGCGUGAUUGCUGGCAUGGCGUUAUAUCAUGGAGCGGAAUUGAUGCAAAAUCGCAAGGAAGCCGCUGGAAACUUGAGCUACCAAGACUAUUAUGCGCGCUGGGUAUUGCCCUCCCGUGACCAGAUUGCCGCAGCACUUACUCGACGCAACAUUAGACGCACUCAACGUACGACUACAUAG